Apiotrichum porosum is the source of this 3180-nucleotide messenger RNA. RefSeq lists its product as uncharacterized. NCBI's taxonomy places the organism in Eukaryota, Fungi, Basidiomycota, Tremellomycetes, Trichosporonales, Trichosporonaceae. Bases 1 to 3180 code for a protein of 1059 amino acids. The record is from RefSeq and is a predicted model, not a curated record. Gene Ontology annotation, biological process: protein folding in endoplasmic reticulum. The transcript has 2 exons. Gene Ontology annotation, cellular component: cytoplasm; membrane.
AUGCGAGCCCACCUCGUCGGCCUCGUCCACGCCGUGCUCCUCUCGGGCGCGGCAUCGGAGCUCGCAGGCCACGGAGCGGGCUCCACAUCCCUGGACGGCAGCUACACCACAAGCCUAGCACCAAGCCCAUCUGCAGUAGCGUCAUCGCACACCUCCGCCAGCGCCGAGUCGCACAUCUCGCUCUCGCGACAAGCCCACACGGCGGGUCCCCCCUCCCAGCCACGAGCGGACAUUACGGUCCUUGAUCCGUGGUCUCUAUUCCGCGCAAAGUGCAGGCUAUGGCCGGAAGGCGACAGCUCGACGUCGCUCUCGUCGUCAACAUCAACCUUGGACGGGACAAUCCCCAACGCAACGGCCCACACCAACGCAACAACCCUCCCAGCACCAGACCGCCUCAACGCGACCGACGGUUUACCAGACGGUAUCCUCCCCGACGACCUGCCCGACGGCCUGGAGAGUUUUGAAGAGUGGAAGCGGCGACACGAGGCCGAGGAGGUCAGCAACGCGCCGGCACCGCUCGAGGCUGAGCCCUACCCUUUGCCAGUGGGCGAGAACCGGAGCGACGGCGCCGAGCCGCGCGCCGCGUCUGGCGCGUCAAGCUCCCCCCAAGCCAGCACGGACACUGUGAACACGACGGCGGGGAACAGCGACUCGCCGCCCGCUGGCGGCGCGCCAGAGCCGCCCAAAAAGCCCAAGGGACACCGGUACAACUAUGCGUCGCCAGACUGCUCUGCGCGUGUGCUCGCGUCGUCGCCGCAGACGCAGCACGCGUCCAGCCUGUUGCACAAGUCCCGCGACCGAUACAUGCUCACGCCUUGCCGCGCCGACGAGCACUAUGUGGUGGUGGAGCUGUGCGACGAGAUCCGCGUGGAAGCCGUCGAGCUGGCCGUGUGGGAGUUCUUCUCGGGCGUCGUGCGCGGCGUGCAGGUCAAGGUCGCCGACGACGCCACGGGUCCGUGGACCCAAGUGGGCGAUUUCGUCGGCAAGAACGUCCGCAGCGUGCAGAUCUUCGACCUGCCCGAGCCCACGUCGUUCCACCGCUUCCUCCGCCUCGACUUUUCGUCCCACUACGGAACGGAAUACUACUGCCCCGUCUCCCAGCUUAAAGUAUACGGCAUGAACCAGAUGGAGGCGUUCAAGAUGGAGCAGCGGCGGUUCGCCGAGGCGUCUGGUGCCAAGGACCGCGAGCGCGAGCGGGAGCGGGAGCGGGAGAAGGACCGCGAAGAGGAACGCCAGCAAGAACUGCAGCGCGAGGCGGCUGUGGCUGCGCACGAGAAGGAUCGCAGGGAGCGCGAAGACGACGAGCAGCGGGAGCGGGAGCUGUGCGAGCUGGAAAAGCUCGUGCAGGAGCAGGCGAUGCGGUCGAGGGAUGAGAUCGCCCUCGAACCCAUUAUUGAAUGUCCUGCGCCGCCGCCUCCUGCACAGUCGGCAUCGACGCGCCAGGCCAGUAACAAUGCCAGCGACGAGGCGACGACCGACACGGCCGAGCUCCCGACCGACCUGCCCAACACCGGCGAGAACGACAUUGGGCCCGCGAUCCCCACCGGCAACGCGAACGGCUCGGCGUCGUCGCCGUACGCCUACGGCUCGGGAUCUCCCCCGCCUGCCAGCGCAUCAUACACGCGCUCCACAGCUCCGCGUGCCGAGUCGUCCGAGUCCAUCUACGCGUUCAUCAUCCGCCGCCUGACCGCACUGGAGGGCAACUCGACGCUCGUCGCGCGGUACAUUGACGAACAGGCCAAGGCGAUCCGGACGGCCCUGUCUCGCGCCGAGUCGCGCUGGGAGGCCUCGCGCGCCGCCGCGGCUCAAGACGACGUGCGUCGAUGGGAGUCGGAGCGUAUGCACCAGGAAGACCGGCUCGGACGCGUGCUCACCCAGAUGGAGGCGAUGCGGCACUCGAUGGAGUCGGAACGCCGCCUGGUGGAAGCCCAGCUGCGCCUGCUGGCCGACGAGCUGUGGUUUGAGCGGAGGCGGAACCUCGCCCAGCUCGUCGUGCUGGUCGUUAUCAUCGCGCUCGGUGUACUGUCCCGCGGCCAGACGAUCGACGCACUCCUCCGCCCACUGGCCGUAUCGGAUACGCGGCGCCGCGCCACUGCGCGCGAGCGGGCCUACAACAGCAAGCACCAAAAGCGUCUCUCUACCGGCCCGCUCGCCGGUCUCGUCAUUGACGUCCCACCUCCCUUGUCGCCCGACUCGAGCCGCAUAUCGACCCCCACCGUCGCGCUCCCGCGCGACCUCGACUCGCCCCGGUCCCCGACCCACGGCCACCGCGUCACCAUUGUCGGCGCCAAACCGCCCCGCAGGCCACUGACGCCGCUCUCGCACGCCCACGCCCACGCCCACGCACGACGACGUACACCCGCCUCGCGGUCGUUCAGCGCCGCCGACCCGAGCGUCCUCUCCCUCCCCGGCGAGCUAGACGACGAGCUCACGCCGUCCCGCCGGCCGCCCAGCUCCCUCCCGCGCCGCCGCCUCGCGCGUUCGAGCCACCUACACCCCAUCCGCCGGCGCGGCGGCGACGAGAGCUCCGAGGCCGAGAGCCGCGACCGGCCCAUGGCCGGACCGUCCCUCCUCCCGGGCCUUGGAUUCACGCCGCCAGCCGCCAUGGCCCGCGCGCUGCCCGCGUCGCCGUCGCCGCGCGUAGUCGCGGCCCUGCGCGACGGCCGGCUAGCGGUGCCCGACGACGACAGCCAGUGGACCGAGGACGGCAGCGCCGACGGCAUGAGCGUCGACUCUGUCGACUCGGCGGGCGACACCGAGGGCGACGGCAGCGCGAGCGAGGUCGACGACAGCGUGCAGCAGCGCCGCGCCGGCGGCAUGUCCAUGCCCAUGCCCGUGCCCGUGCCCGUGCCCAUGCGCGCCAGGGGCGUGGACUUGAAUGCGAGCACGAGCACAAUCACGGAGAGUACCUUCUCGACGACGCCGACGGCCGCCAUGGUCGGCAGUGCGCAUGUGCGGUUCGUGCGUGAACGCGAACGUGAGCACGGGCGCGACGACAGCCUCGACGUCAAGCCGGUAGUGGCGGUCAAGGUGGAUACCGGGGACCGCUUGCGCAACGACGGCGACGACGGCGACGGCGACCUUCCCGCGCCGCCGUACGCGGCUACCGGCGGCAACCACGGCGCCAGCUCGAGUCCCGCAAAGAAGAGCCCUGGAGGCAACAACGGAUACCCCAACUAG